Messenger RNA from Homarus americanus (American lobster), 1051 nucleotides. Its product is annotated as sesquipedalian-1-like. Bases 139 to 975 code for a protein of 278 amino acids. Gene Ontology annotation, biological process: retrograde transport, endosome to Golgi; endosome organization; receptor recycling. Lineage: Eukaryota; Metazoa; Arthropoda; Malacostraca; Decapoda; Nephropidae. The transcript is spliced from 8 exons. Gene Ontology annotation, cellular component: recycling endosome; early endosome; trans-Golgi network. The record is from RefSeq and is a predicted model, not a curated record.
CUCACCUGUUAGGAGGAGGAGGUGGUGAGGAACUGUCAUGGUUAAUGAUGUGAUUCAGUAGUUUAAACGUUUUUUCCUUCAGGAGAUUAAAGGUCAAUCAAUUAGCAAGUGGCAAUCAAGGAAGAAAACUUGAGAAACAUGCGGUUUAACGGGGAUGAUUUAGCAGAAUUUGCCGCCCAAGUUGGUGACCACGAGGGCAGACUCACACACAAAGCCCCAUCUAAAUCACUGUAUGAUAAAGCAUGCAAGGAAAGAUGGUUUAAACUGAAGGCUAACUUUCUCUUCUACUACCGUUUGAAUGACUAUGGUGGGGUUGAUAAGAAUGAGCCAAGUGGUGUGUUUGUGUUGGAGAACUUUGAGGUGUUGAGGGAGGAAGUUGCUGAUGUACCAUUUGGAUUUGUAAUAAAGUGGAAGGAUGACCCAGACAGAAAACACACCUUCUAUGCCCAGUCAGAAUCAAGCGUCUAUACGUGGAUUAACAAAAUAGAACAUGCAAGUUAUGAAAGUCUGAAAGCACAGCAGAUCCUAUUAAGGAUUCAGAUCAGGAAAAAGACUGGCAUAGAUCCUCUUGAAUAUAUGGGCACCCCGCUACCUCAGCGUGCUGCAAGGACCAUGUUCUCUCCUAUGAGCCUUGAAGGGCUUCAUGUAUCUCGCCCAUCAAGGGGUCAUGCUUCUUCUGAGCCACCUAGUCCUGCUUCCUACCAUUCUAAAAAGUCUUCCAUUAGCCCCUCUAGAUAUAGUCUCUCAUCAAAAAGUCCAACUUUAAAAUUUAAAAUUCCCAAAAGCCCUUCCCUACGCCAGCCAACACGCCAAGCACCAGUCCCCCCUCCCAGGAAAGUAAAGAAACAUAAUUCAGAGAAUGGACAUGCAGUGGUGGACAACUUAGCACCAGGAGUCGGGGGUAAUAAAGCUUCUUUUAAAAGUCAUCUGCCGGAAGGAAAUCCUACCGUACAACCACCCAAUCUGCUCGACUGAUGGAACACCACAAGUUUGAUUCUUCUUGAUCGUUUUAUUUCUGUUUUGUAGCCCCAUAUGAAUCUCUCUAACUACA